AUGUCGGACCACGACUGCAGCACCGUUACCUAUGGCUAUGUUGACCCUAACUGGCCUCGACCGGAUACCGGUGACUCCGCCUGCAUCAUCAUAUACGGAUAUGUCCCCUCGCUGGCACUGGGUACUCUGGGCGUCGUCCUCUUCGGCGUCGCCCUGCUUGCGCACUUAUGGCUCCUCAUCCGCCGUCGGACAUGGUAUUUCAGCACCGUUGUCGUCGGUCUGGUCAUGGAGAUCGUCGGCUAUGCCUUUCGAUUGCUCGCCUCGCAAAGGAACCCCUAUGCGGUGUCGUAUUUUGUGGCCCAAUAUUUCUGCAUCGUGGUUGCGCCAGUGUUCUUCUCCGCCGCCAUAUACACCAUCGUUUCGGUCAUGAUCGGCGUGGUGGGCAGGAAGUACGCGCCGCUCUCACCGAGGGUCAUACUCUGGGUGUUCAUCGUCUGUGAUGUCGUGGCCACGGUGGUGCAGAUCACCGGUGCAGCCUUGGUGGGGAGGGCCUAUUCCGACCAGAAAGAUCCGGACACGCCGAACAACGUCCUUCUCGCAGGUUUGGCAUUUCAGGUCUUUUCGUUCGCCGUCUUUGUCCUUUGUUUCUGCGUCUUGGUGUACCGGGCCAGGAAGGCUAUGGGGACGGAUUUGCAGGUCUUUUCGGCUGCGGUCAUGGUGGCUACUGUCGCGGUAUACCUGCGGACGUGUUUUCGGCUGGCCGAGACUGCCGAAGGACUCCUGGAGUAUUUGUCCACGCAUGAGGUGUUCUUUGGGUGUCUCGAGUUCUUGCCUAUAGUGGUAGCUGUGUACGUCCUCGUGUGGUGGCAUCCAGCGAGGUGGGUCAAAAAGGGGUGA
Cladophialophora yegresii CBS 114405 is the source of this 837-nucleotide messenger RNA. RefSeq lists its product as uncharacterized. Gene Ontology annotation, cellular component: plasma membrane; fungal-type vacuole. The coding region runs from base 1 to 837 and encodes 278 amino acids. The transcript has 3 exons. NCBI's taxonomy places the organism in Eukaryota, Fungi, Ascomycota, Eurotiomycetes, Chaetothyriales, Herpotrichiellaceae. The record is from RefSeq and is a predicted model, not a curated record.